Molecule: messenger RNA, 9740 nt
Organism: Drosophila persimilis
Lineage: Eukaryota; Metazoa; Arthropoda; Insecta; Diptera; Drosophilidae
Product: A-kinase anchor protein 9
Exons: 13
Coding region: 458-9379 (2973 amino acids)
Biological process (GO): signal transduction
Molecular function (GO): molecular adaptor activity
Source: RefSeq, a predicted model, not a curated record
UCUUUUCAAUUCCGGUCUCCGGAAUUUGUGAAUUACUUCACUCAGAACCAGGAAAUGUUUGUCUAAUUUAAAGGAAACCAAAUACCGUAGCUAGUCCCCCUAAGUGUGUUGUGUUUUAGUUUAAACGAAUCAAACCUGAAAUAAUUUGAAUUUUUACGUAAAAAUUUGUACAACAUAACCUGCAACAUAGUUAGUGUACGUGUGCCCCCGAGUCCCCGUGUAGUGUGUUUAGAAGUAAAUCAAACAGAAAUUAAUCCGAAGAAAGCAGAGCCAACGAAACGAUCAACAACAAAAUGCAUCACACUCGUCACACAUCCUAGAGGGAAGCGAAAUAUGCCUAACUGACAGUCGCAAGUGUCAACCCAGACCCAAUAAGAGCGGAGCGGCCAAGUGUGCCCAUGUGGGCCCGGGAACACGAGGAAUAGGCUGUCAAAUAUUUGGUUCAAGGCAGAUCGCAAUGAAUCUAUAUACUCUUUAUGACUGGAUCACAUCAUUGCUCCGCACGCACAGCGGCAGCGUCAGCUACAAGGCAAUCGAGGCAGCCGAAGAGUUGCCAGCCACAUCUCCAGCAACAUCCCCAGCAACAUCUGGGGCAACAUCACGCGUGACUGGAAAGCAGCAGCCACAAAAGCGAGGCGAAGCAUCCACAAAUGUGGAAGUUGAGUUCAUACCCACGCUAAAUUUUCUGUUCGCGAAGCAACCAAAGAGGCCGGCGGCCGACGAGGCCCAAUCGCAAUCCAUAGAGGAAUUGCAACAUGCUGCCAGCGAGGCUGAUAACGAGGCUGAUAACGAUAACGACUCCACGCACACAUACAUAAUCUCGAGGAGCAGCUUGACGCCGGCCCUUAGCAGCUCUAGCAGCUCCAGCAGCACCCCAUACGCCGUUACAUCCACGGACACUGCGGAACUAUUGAGGCGGCAGAACAAUCUCAGUCUCACGGAGGAAGAUCAGACCGUAUCCACGUUUAGUAUUGAGCCGCCCACCAGUUCCAUGACAAUUGAGAUGGCCGAGCAACAGACAACGACAACUACAACGACAGCCACAGCCACAGCCACAGCCACAGCAACAAGUAGUGCAGAGGUGGCAGGUACAACAACGACGACUACCACAAGCAGCAGCAUUGAGGAGGACAUCGAGGAGGCCAUCGAGAUCAGUGAGGUGGAGGAGCAACUCAGCUCCCACGUCGAAUCCCUGUCAGAGGCGGCUGCGUACGGCAGGCCCAAGAAGCAGGAGCAACCAAGUGCCAAAAGUUUGAGCAGCAACAAUGAUGAUGACGAGGAGGAUGCGGAAGAGUUUCGCAUAGAUGAUUCCCAGCUCUCGGGGGGAAAGUUGGCUCAGCAUUUCCUUACGCUGGACGAUGAGAGCGAAGCAGACGAUGGUUCCAAGGUUGAGGUUAGUCCAUCCUCCUCCAAUGAUGAUGAUUUCGAUAUAAGUCUGCCGAUGGAGCAGCCGAAACUAGUGCACUCCCGCCAUGAAGACGAAGAUGAAGAGGAACAAGAAGUCGUGGAUGAGAGCCUGAGCAACCAAAGCACCACUGAUGAUGUCUCAGAACUAGCCGAGGAGCCGGUCCUGGCCAGAGACGAGGAGAGAACUGAGGCCAGCCUGAGUGUAAGUGCUGCACCAGAGACACAGGUGGAAGAGGAGGCCCAGCUAACCGAGGAGCAGGAUCAUUCAAUGGAGGAAAUCGUGGCCACCAACGAGUCCAUCGAGGUGACCUACGAAGCCGAGGAGACGGCCAACACAUCACAGAAACUGGAUCAGAUAACAGAUUUAGAUGAGGAGCACGAGCAGGAGCACGAGCACGAGCAGGAGCACGAGCACGAGCACGAGCAGGAGCACGAGCACGAGCACGAGCAGGAAGCGUCAGAGCUGCAGGACGAGAUGGAACGGGAUGCGGUCAGAGCCACAUCCAAAGUGGAAACGCUCAUGCUGCCCAUGCUCCAGGAGUCUCGGGUUAUUGAGAACAAAGCAGCCAAAGCCUUGACCACGAUGUACCUUCAACCAGAGCCACUCGAGCUGACCAUGCUGAAAGUGGACUGCGAGGAUGAUGAUGAUGACGAUGAUGAGGAAAGUUCCCUGCAGCUGAUGAAACUGCGCUUGAUGGCCAUGAAUCAGCAGAUCCUCAGCGACAAUGGAGUUAAGCUCUCACCCACAGCGGAAGCGGAUGGACAAACAAAUAGCAGCGCCAGCAGCAAUGCGGAGCUCAAGCAAAUGGAGCGCGUGCCCCUGUCAGAGUUCAGCAAAGAUGUGCUUGAGGACAUAACCGAGGAGAGCGAACGACUGCUCUCCCUCAGUACCACCAUCGAGGAGGAGCAGGAGCAGGACCCACCAUCCCUAUCCGUAUCCCUCGACGAGUCAAAAACACUGCUGCAGCAGGCGGCCAAGGCAUCGCAAGGCAGCCAUUCCAGCUUGGUGAGCUUGAACAUGCUCAGGCAGCUGGAGGCCAAGGUCCAGGAGCUGCACACCCAGCUCGAGACGAAGGACAACUGCCUGGCCUCGCUGAACCUGCAGCUGGAGGCGGUUCGCCGGGAAAGCAGUGCGGGGCCAGCCUCGGCCCGGGACUCCAGCUCGCUGAUGACCAACUCCACGGAGUACCGAACACUGCAGGAGGAUUUUGGUGGCCCGACGCUGGACAUGUAUCUGGAGGUGUCCCGCAGAGACGAGAUGAUUGCCAAGCUGACCGAAUCCCUGCAGCACUCGAUGAACGUUCGCGGAGAGCUCCAGGCGGACACAGAUCGUCUGGGAGGCGAGGUGCAGAAUCUGCGCCGGCAGCUUCACGAGGCCAUUGAUGCAGUGAAGCGCUCGAGUGUCGUGUGGCAAGAUCAGGAGUGCAAUCCCGGCCAGCGCAUUUCGGAGAUAUCCAUGGAUCUGAUCAGCGAGAGCGACGAUGACCUAGAUCGUCACUUUCUUACCGACAACGAGGAGCGAGGAUCUCGCAGCUCGAAGGAGCGACAGCUUCCACUUCAAACUCAGCCCAUCGAUGACCUUGGCAUCCAGCCCCUUCUGCCUGAGUGGACGCCGGCGUUCACCAAGCAGAUCGAGCAAUUCCAGACCUACCUCCUGCCGCAAGAGCAGCGGCUCUUCCUAAUGGUCCAGCGCAAAUUCGACGACUACCUCGGCCAGCAGUUGGCUCUAGUCCGCGAGCAGUGCUCUCAGGAGUUGAAGAUUGCCCGCGAUCAGUGGGAGAGCGAGAAGCAGAGAAAUCAGCAGUCCCAGCAGGCCACACACGCAAAGGAGGUGGAGGAGCUGCGCAAGUACUUCGAGCACAAGUGUGCCGACCUCGAGAAACAGUUCUCCGACGAUGUCUUCUCACACAAAUCCCAACACCUGGCUGGCGACAGCUCUUCGGAGUGCUCCGAGGUGGAUCAAUUGCCAGAGGAGGUCGUGGCCUCCUCCGCGGCCGUGGCUGCCUCCUCCAAGGAGACGUCGCCGCGCAAGCGCAAACGGGCCGAGCUCUUGCUGAGUCCCAGUCACAGGCAAAUGACUCCAUGCGGACUGGAUUCCCUGGGCGAGUCCACGAGUCCAGGAAAGCCUAACAAGGAGCAGCACUCUCAGGACAUAGCCGAGCUGAAGAUCUUCUACCAGACGCACAUGCAGGAGAUGAAGCGCGCCCACGAACAGCAGGUUCGAAAGCUGAGCGAUCGCAUUAAGUUUUACGAGCGCCGGCAAGGAGACGAUGACUACAAGCCUGCCCCCGAAUCUCCGCCUCGUACCUGCCCAGAUGCAGCCGGGGAGGAGGAGGGUUCGCCGACAGCGGUACCCAACGUCUCGCUCAUCAUCAUUGACGAGGAUGAGCUGAAUUUCAACAACGAGUCCCAGGUGAUUCAGCGCAUUAUCGAGGAGUACGAACGGCGGUUGCAGGAGCAAUUGGCGCUCGCCCGGCAGGAUAUAGCCAACGAACUGGAGCAGCAGAUUCAGAACCUGCUGUCCGAGAACGCUGUGGACGAUCAGCAUUGGCCCAAGGAGCUGAUCUUGCUGCGGGAGAAAUUUACGGCCAAGAGUCAACUGGAGAUCACUCAGCUGAAUAUCAAACAUGCCGAUGAGAUGUCGCGCCUGAAACUGGAGUACGAGAAACAGCUGAAUCGCAAGACCAAACGCCACUUGACCUUUGACUCGUCCCGUAACCUAGACCAGGUGAUAUGCGAGCGCGAUGGCCUGCGGGAGCUGUCAAAGAGCUUCCGGAGCGUGCUCUGCCGUCUGGCCAAGUGCGUGGCCAACUGUGAGGAGGAUCUGAAUGCCACGCUGUCUGAGGAAGUGCAACGCCUGCUGCUCCACAGCCACAAUCACAGUCGCAGUCAGGAUGCCGGCGAAGACUUGGAGCAGACGCUGAGCAGCUCCCUGAACAAUACGCGGCCGCUGCGUCUGGUGCCGGAUGUCCACAGUCUGCUGGAGGUGGUGGAUGACCCCAGUCUGGUGCAGUUCAUUAACAGCAAGAGCAACGAGGACAAUAGCGAGGACUUCGACCUGACCGAGUGUCUGGAGCGGCUCAAAUCAGAGGCCGCCUAUCUGCUGCAUCUCUCCGAGGACAUGCACAAGCAACGGGAGCACAACGACUCCGUGGACGAGCCGGAGAAGCAGGAGCACGAGCUGUGCUGCGAGGCGGAGGAUGGCCUCAAGACGACGGCUGCUGUGCAGCAGCAGUUGCUCGCCAAGUUCGUGCGCACCAAUUCUCUCAACGAUCAGCAGCUGGGCGUGGCCAGUCGGCGCAAGAACAGCAGCUCGGAGGCUGGAAAGACGCACACCUCCCUGCCGCCCGAUCUGCAGCAGCAUGCGGGCAGCGCCUCAGAGCUCUCCUUCCAACUGGUGGAGCUGAAGAACCGCCUGAUCAAGUCCGAAACGGACCGCCAGAAGCUGCAGCAGCAGUUGACCAACACCAUCGAUCGCAAUGCAGAGCUGGGCCAUGAGCUGCAGGCCCUGCGGGAUCAGCUUUCGCAGCUGAACUCGCUGAACCACACGGACUACAACGAGGGCUACGGCCUGGGGCCCAUGAAGAGCCUCCAGGAGCAGGGCCUGGACCAGUCGUCGGCCAGCUUUACAGCCUUGCAGGAGCGGGCCCGUCACCUGCUCUCCGCCUCGCCCGGCAGCCAACAGCAGCAACUGGAGGAGACUCGCGAUUCGGGGAAUGCCACCGUCAUGCUGCUGCAGAUGAUCGAGGACUUUUGCCGAGAGGGCGACAAGGUGGUGGAGUGCGGCAAGAAGGAUCGAGAAGACCUCCAGUCCCAGAUCGAUACCGCUGACAAGCAGCUGAAGGACACGCGCCGAUUCCUGGAGGAUCAGGCCGCUGAGCGCGAGCAGGAACGCGACGAGUUCCAGCGCGAAAUCGAGCGACUGAAGUCGCAGUUGCGCGAUAAGGAGAAGGAAUAUAGCUCCUAUGCCAAUGCCUCCGAGGAGUACGCCCAACUGGAGUCCCAACUGCGGGCGGUCAACCAACAGCUGAGCCAGUCGAACGCCAAGCGGGACAAGUUCGAGGUGGAGCUGAAGGCGUCCAUUGACAAAAUCUUUGUGCUGCGCGAGAUCAUCUCGGAGCUGGAGACCCAAGUGCAGACCAAGGCACUCAACGAGCACGUGCUGGACGAGAAGACCAAGCAGCUGGAGGACUAUGUCAACCUCCAGAUGCGGGCCAACGAUGCCCUGCAGCAGGAGGUGCACAGCCUCAAGACGGAUAUCGGCGAGGGCUAUCAGUCGCGGAUUCGCCUGCUGGAGGAGAAGCUGCAGCAGGGCAGGCCGUCUGCAGAACAGAGCCUUUUCCUCGUCCAGGUGGCUGAGAAGCUGCGGGACAUUGAAACCACUCUGGAGCAGAAGACCAAGGUCCUGGAAUCGCUGCACAACUCCAACACCGCCUCCAACUCGGCCAGCCUUAGUGUCACCGAAGACGUCUCCGUCCAUGGCGGCGGGAGUAGGCCACAGACCGCGGCGGGCUCGGGCUCCGGCUCGCCCUCGCCCUCGCCCUCGCAUCCCUCUCUCACCGUUGAGGGUGUACAGCGGGUCACCGAAAAGCUGGAUAAGCACACGCGCGUCGAAGAGGCCGCAAUUAAGCGUAUACGUGAUUUGGAGAUGCAACUCCAGCAGAUGCGUUCCGGCUGUGUGGAACUCCAACAUGAGCGGGACUCGCUGCAGGGCCGCAUCGAUGAGCAGACCCAGAAGAUAUCUACACUGCAGACGCGACUGGAGGAGCAGCGACAAAGGGCCGAGCAACUGCAUCGCGCUGGCACCACGGACCUCAACACUCGCGUCCAUGAGCUCCAGGGAGAGGUCAAGAACCACAACGAGCAGCUGGCGGCCAAGGACAAGCAGAUGGCCACCAUGCGACAGCAACUGCAGCGCAGCAAGGAGGAGAUCACGCGCCUGGAGGCAGAGCUGAUGGUGCGCACCAAGCCGGAUCGCACUGUGAUGGAACGGCUCCGAGCCUCGGAGGCCGAGCUGCAAAGGAAGAGUGGGGAGAUCAGCAAGCUGAAGGAAAAGAUACGCACGGAGAUGAUCAAUCGAUUGGCGGUGCCGGAUCUGAUGGAGACCAUGCUGGCGGACAAGAACGAUGAGAUCGAUCACCUGCGCGACCAGCUGGAGGCCAAGGAAAACGAACUGCGAGUGGCCCAUGAGGAUGCCAGUCAGAUGUCCUCGCCAGCAGCGGGAGCGGGCCCGUCUGAGAAGCAGGAUGCCAGUGCCAAGCUGAGUGCACGCACCCUCAGCGACAUCGGAUCGAUUACCGAGUUCCCCGAGCCGGAUGUGGAUCGUCGAGCAGCCAUUCAGCUCAGUCACAACGCUCCGCUGCAGUUGAGCGACGGUGCGGGCGGCUUCCUGCACCAGACAAUGGAAACUUCCAAGGAGGCGGUGGCCAAUCUCACGUACAAGCGCACCGAUGACCUCAGUGGCUUUGUGGCCCCUUAUCCGAUCAACACGUUCGAGCAUCCCCACUACUUCCAGGCCAUGGGCAUCACGGCCCAGAGUAGCGACGGCCUAACCCCUGGUCUGGUGCCGAGACAGAUCAACUUUUCCAAUCUGACAGAGGACUCAAAGCUGAAGACGCCCAGCCUGCUGAUGCAGACCCCGGAAAUGCCGAUGCCCACUACCCCAGCGGAUGUGCAACUGCUGCGACAGAAGCUAGCGGAACUGGAGCGCCAGAAGGAGCAGCAGCAGAGCGACAUGGAAGAGAAGCUGGCUGAUCUGCAGAAGCAGCUCCAGCAGGAAAAGGAGCAGUUGAGCCGGCACGAGACGACUCUGCGAGGUCAUGAGGAAAGCGAGCAAAAGUACCGACUGCGCAUUGAGUCGCUUGAGUCAAGGAUUUUGGAGACGGCUGCCCAGGAGGCUGCCGAGAGGCAGAACCUGCGCAUGGAGCUCAACUGUGUGAGCGCGGCGCAUCACCAGUGCGAAAAUGCGGCAGCUGCUCGCAAGCGAGAGCUUGAGGCGCUCAAUGUCGAGGUCAAGAAGAAGGCGGAGCAGCUGCAGGCUGCUCUCAGGCGGUGUGCGGAACUGGAACUCCAAGUUCAGACGCUGGAACGGGACCUGGAGCGACUGAAGAAUAGCGAAAACAGCUCCAAGCAGUACUCCGUGGAUGAGAUUGCACAGCAGGUGGAGAAGGAGCUGAACUAUUCGGCCCAGCUGGACUCAAACAUCCUCAAGGCCAUCGAGAGCGAGGAGGAGAACAAUCUCGACAAGAAGCAGCAGCAAAAGGAGGUUCAAACGGAGGAGGAAACCUCCCCGGGCACUGCGGGCAAUGGAACGGACGACGAAAACUUCACCGGCGAACGGGAAUUGCUCAACCAGCUGGAGGCCUUCAAGGCCCAGUUGGCUGUGGAACGCGACCAAUGUGAGGCCUUAAGCAAGGAGCUACUGGGCGAGAAGCAGCACUCGCAAGACAUUCAAGAGCAGGACGUUGUCAUCAUCGAGGCCAUGCGAAAGCGUUUGGAGACGGCCCUCGAUGCCGAGGACGAGCUGCACAAGCAGUUGGACCAGGAGCGCGAGCGCUGUGAGCGUCUCCAGACGCAACUGACCUCCCUCCAGCGAGCCGAGAGUCGUCGCAACAGCUCCCUGCUCUUGAAGUCGCCCGGCGACUCGCCCCGCAAAUCGCCACGUGCCGACUUCGAGUCGGAGCUGGGCGAGCGCCUGCGCAGCGAGAUCAAGCUCUUGGCGGCUCAGAACGAGCGGGAGAGGGAGCGAUCCGCGGAUGCCCAGCGCAGCAGCGAGCGUGAGCGACAGCGCUACGAGAAGGAGUUGCAGGAACGCGUGGCCUACUGCGAGCGUCUGAAGCAAGAGAUGGAGAAGCUGGCCCGCGACAAGGAGUCCGCCGAAGUGGAGCUAGAGCACUUCAACGAGCGCCUUACGCUGCAAGCUAGCGAGAUCCAGAGCCUCGAGGCGAGGUUGGUCACGCUGCAGGAGGCGGAGACCCGCAGGGCCAGCACCCGCACACGCCAGCACCAGGAAAGCGUCAACCUGCAUGCGGAAAUUCACGAGCUGAAGGCAAAACUGUUGGCCGCCGAGUCCGAGCGGGACUGCCUUGACCAGAAGGUCACCCACCUGCGCUUCGACGUGAGUCGAUCUGGUCAUCGCGAGGCCAAGCUGGCCGAGGCCCUGGCACAAGCCAACGAUCGGCUGGCUCACAGCACGGACGACACCGUGCCGGCGCAGUUCCUCCAAAAGAUGAAGGAUAUCAAUACACUGCUGGCGGAGAACACCCAGGAGAACCGGCAGAUGGCCGAGACGGUGCAGUACCUGGUGGGUGAGCGGAUUGCCCUGCAGAAAAAGUGCGAGGAGCUGGGCGGGUCGAGCAGUGGCAACGUUGGAGAGCUUGAGGAGCGCUGCCGACAGCUGCUCGGUCGCUACCUCCGCGUGGAGUCGCAUCGUAAGGCGUUGGUCUAUCAGAAGCGAUACCUGAAGCUCACCCUGGAGGGAUACCAGGCCAGUGAACAGCUCGCCCUGCAGGCCAUGGCCGGGGGAGCACCCCAGCGAAAGUCCAAAAAGAAGUUCAAGACUGUUGCCCUAGCCAUUAUUGCCAUACAACGCAUCAAAUACAUUGGACGCAUCUGGCACACGGGCAAGCGAAUCGUGAGCAAAUCCGUGUUCACCAUCACCCAGCAGAGAAACGGAAACGUGCCCGGCCUGAAUCUGAAUGUGGCGCCUCCCCACACCGUACUGCCUGUGCCCAACUCGAAUCUACCCACCAAUAACAACAUUUCGGGACGCCUCGGCUAUGCGCCCAUCUCUCCCCCUCUGGCCAACUUCAGCACCCUGCAACCAAUAGUGCUGUCUCCGGACUACAAUCUCCAGGAGCCAGCCUCGUCAUUGUCCAAGAACCACAACAACGAGGCCAGUCUACCAUCGCUGGCCAGGCUGGAGUGGCCGACCAUGCAGAAGCCAAAGCGCGCGCAUGCGCGGCAUCACUAGAGGCCCGAUCUGAGCCAAUCCGAGCCGAAUACUGUCAACCAUGCUCAACCGGAAGCCUUAGGUUUUAAGCGCAGCCAUAUCAUAAGACACUGAAUCAUUUUUUUUUAUUUGUUUGUAGUUUGUUUUAUCGCCUGUACCAUUUCCCGAAACUAUUGUAAGUCCUAAGCUGUUGAACCCUACUUUAAGGAUGCCAUGUCCCCUUUGUCCACGCCCCUACUUAGGAAUGUAAUCACGUCUGUAAAUUUUAUUCGUAGAUGUACCAAAACAGUAGCCGUAAGCGUAGCCCUAAUCCGUGUCCCAGUAUUUUCUUUUAAACCAAUCCUUAAUUUUUUUUAUUAAACCAGACCUAUUUCUACUUGAA